Messenger RNA from Miscanthus lutarioriparius, 390 nucleotides. NCBI's taxonomy places the organism in Eukaryota, Viridiplantae, Streptophyta, Magnoliopsida, Poales, Poaceae. The record is from the annotation of a GenBank genome assembly.
AUGACGCAGAUCAUCGACGGCAAGGCCAUCGCUGCCGGCGUCCGCCGCGACGUCGCCGCCGAUGUGGCCGCGCUCUCCUCGGCCCAGACUCGUUCCGAGGCUGGCCGUGGCCAUCGUGGGGAGCCGGAAAGACUCGCAGACGUCCGUGAACACGAAGCGCAAGGCGUCUGCCGAGGUCGGCAUCUGCUCAUCGACGGCGACCUCCAUGAGGACAUCUCCAAGCCCGCGCUCGUCGCCGAGGUUCAUCGCCUCAAUGCUGACCCCGUCGUGCACGGUACCGCCUCCAUUUUUUCCAUUCUCCUUCGUUGCUCGUGGUCUCUGGUUGUCAGGCUGCCAACAUGCUACUCUGAUUGUGUUGCGAAUGUAGUAAUCUCCCUGCUUGCCUGGUAA